Clonostachys solani is the source of this 1995-nucleotide messenger RNA. NCBI's taxonomy places the organism in Eukaryota, Fungi, Ascomycota, Sordariomycetes, Hypocreales, Bionectriaceae. The record is from the annotation of a GenBank genome assembly.
AUGAGGGCAGUCCUCACCCGUCUAAUGGCCCUAACGGCCUUCAUAGCCUUCAUAGGCUUUAUGAACCUCCCAACGGCCCUUGCCCUUCCCAACUUGCAGGAAAUAGGGCACAAACUCGGUACCACAUCGAGUGCACCUUCCAUACAUUCUACGACCAGCGAAACCCCCAAAAGCAACGUCCGCUCACUUAGUUCCCUGUUCAGGUCCCAGAAGGGGGCCAUGAUGAAACGCGAUCCCCAAACCUCCCGCCCUCCAUGGUGGUGGCCAUAUGGCGAGUCUGGGCUGACAUAUGUGCCCGGCCAAAUUGGCGGAGAAGGGCCCACGCAAUGGCCAAAAGGAGAUCCUGGGCCACAGGGACCAAGAGGUCCCAUCGGUCCAACAGGAGCAACUGGUCCCGUCGGCCCGGUUGGACCUCUUGGACCUAUUGGCCCGGUUGGCCCGGUUGGCCCUCUUGGUCCCGUUGGUCCCGUUGGUCCUCUUGGCCCGGUCGGACCUACUGGGGCCAACGGUGCGGUGGGCCCGGCCGGACAGAACGGCGCCGUGGGGCCUCAAGGACCAAGAGGCCCUUUCGGCCCUCUCGGCCCUGUUGGACCUAUUGGACCUCUCGGCCCUGUUGGACCUAUUGGACCUAUUGGGCUUACUGGUGCGGAUGGCGAAGUCGGCCCAGCUGGUCCAUCUGGACCUGUUGGACCUAUUGGGCUUACUGGCCCGGCUGGCCCGAAUGGCGAUGUUGGUCCCCAAGGCCCUAUCGGUCAAACUGGCCCGGCUGGCGCAGAUGGCACAGAUGGUGCAAUUGGUCCUCAAGGCCCCAUCGGAAUAACUGGCAACACUGGUGACACUGGCCCUCAAGGCCCUAUUGGGCAGACUGGAGCAACUGGUGACAUCGGUCCUCAAGGCCCCAUUGGACUGACUGGGCAGACUGGAGCAACUGGUGAUAUCGGUCCUCAAGGCCCCAUCGGACUGACUGGGCAGACUGGAGCAACUGGUGAUAUCGGUCCCCAAGGCCCCAUCGGACUGACUGGGCAGACUGGAGCAACUGGUGAUAUCGGUCCCCAAGGACCUAUUGGGCAGACUGGAGCAGUUGGUGAUACAGGUGCCAUUGGUCCCCAAGGACCUAUUGGUGAUACUGGUGCGAUCGGUCCCCAAGGACCUAUUGGGCAGACUGGAGCAGUUGGUGAUACAGGUGCCAUUGGUCCCCAGGGACCUAUUGGUGAUACUGGUGCGAUCGGUCCCCAAGGCCCUAUUGGUGAUACUGGUGCCAUUGGUCCCCAAGGACCUAUUGGUGAUACCGGUGCCAUUGGCCCCCAAGGCCCGAUUGGUGAUACUGGUGCGAUCGGUCCUCAGGGCCCUAUUGGGCAGACUGGUGGCAUUGGUCCCCAAGGCCCUAUCGGUGAUACUGGUGACACCGGCCCUCAAGGCCCUAUUGGGCAAACUGGAGCUACUGGGCAGACUGGUGACAUCGGUCCUCAAGGCCCUCAAGGACCUACUGGAGCUACUGGAGCUGAUGGACAAACUGGAGCAACUGGACAAACUGGAGCGACUGGUAGCAUUGGCCCUCAAGGCCCUCAAGGCCCUGCUGGAGCGACAGGAGCGACAGGAGCAACCGGAGCAACUGGAGCAACUGGAGCAGUAGGAGCCACAGGACCAACUGGUCCGGGCACGUUUGCGUCGACCUGGGACUAUGCCGGCUGUUACAGCAUCCCCGAAGGGAACUUCGGAUUCACCAGCGUCGUGAGUCAACAAAUAGAGAUUACCUCUAUUGACGACUGCGCGAAUUUCUGUGGAGCCACUCAGGGCAACGGCUCGCCUACCUUCUACUUUGCGCUUGGAUACUUCAUCAUCAACCCCUGGUGCGCAUGUGGAAAUGCUCUUGAUGGCACAGCCACACUCGUGGCUAAUAGCAACUGUAACGCUCCCUGCCAGUUCAGCGUUACCCCCCGCCCUUACUGCGGCUCAUUCAGCGGUCAAUACGUGUCAAUGUUUGCCAGUGUAUAG